Messenger RNA from Helianthus annuus (common sunflower), 492 nucleotides. RefSeq lists its product as uncharacterized. NCBI's taxonomy places the organism in Eukaryota, Viridiplantae, Streptophyta, Magnoliopsida, Asterales, Asteraceae. The transcript is spliced from 2 exons. The coding region runs from base 1 to 492 and encodes 163 amino acids. The record is from RefSeq and is a predicted model, not a curated record.
AUGGAAUUUCAAAUUGGCGAUAGGGUGAUCCUUAAGGUAUCUCCGUGGAAGGGAAUUAUCCGGUUCAGAAAACAAGGAAAGUUGAGUCCGCGAUUUAUAGGGCCUUUCAAAAUUUUGGAGCGGGUGGAUAAGGUGGCUUACCGACUAGAAUUACCUGAAGAGUUAAGUGGAAUACAUAACAUGUUCUACGUCUCACAUCUACGGAAGUGUUUAGCGGAUGAUACGGUCUAUGUUCCCCUCAACUAUAUAGAGAUUGAUAACAAACUCAACUAUAUAGCGAGGCCUAUCGCAAUCCUCGACCGUAAAGUUAAGGGUUUGAGGAACAAAGAAAUCCAUCAAGUAAAGGUCAAAUGGGAGCACCGGAAAGGAUCAGACACCACUUGGGAGUCUGAAGAGGAAAUGAGACGACCCUACCCUUCACUUUUCGGCAACGCAAGUGAGGCAUCAGGAAGUCAAGCCGGUGCGGACACUCGCGUGAAAGGAAAGCUUUAA